Fibroporia radiculosa is the source of this 807-nucleotide messenger RNA. RefSeq lists its product as uncharacterized. The record is from RefSeq and is a predicted model, not a curated record. The coding region runs from base 1 to 807 and encodes 268 amino acids. The transcript is spliced from 3 exons. Lineage: Eukaryota; Fungi; Basidiomycota; Agaricomycetes; Polyporales; Fibroporiaceae. Gene Ontology annotation, biological process: single strand break repair; double-strand break repair. Gene Ontology annotation, cellular component: nucleus. Gene Ontology annotation, molecular function: mismatched DNA binding; double-stranded RNA binding; single-stranded DNA binding.
AUGUCCGCCUUGACGGUUUUGCGAGGCUAUGCCCAGAAAAGCGACCCAAAUACGCUCCCUCUUUCUAUUCGUCUGACACAUACAACAGAUACGCUCACCGUCUUCGACGCCUAUCCCAAGUCCAUCUUCCAUUUCUUAGUCCUCCCGCGCAUUGUGCCCCCGCUGACCGCCUCUAACCUCAGCAACUUGCGCAGCCUCCUCAAAUGUGACAAGAACUUGGCGCGAAAGGUCCUCGAGAAGCUGAACCGCGAUGCACAGGGAGUACGCGCAAUGAUCGAAGACGAGAUGGUGAAGCGGUAUGGAUUCAAAUGGGGUAUCUGGACGGGGUUCCAUGCUAUCCCUUCAAUGGAACAUCUCCACCUGCAUGUCCUCUCCAACGACCUUUGUUCGCCGGCGAUGAAGAAAAAGAAGCAUUACAAUUCGUUCCAUCCCUCACACGGCUUCUUCCUCCCUCUCGAGGAUGUUUUGAACUGGUUUGACGCGCAUGAGUCGUAUUUCUCCACGCAAGGGACGGGGCAGGAACGUCGUUUUGAGGAGAAUUUCCUGAUCACCCUCCAGAUAUCGCGGCUUUGGCCAAGCCAGUACGAUCCGAUGCUGAAAGAACCCCUUGUCUGCUGGCGCUGCUAUAAGGAGUUAAAGAACAUCCCUACUCUGAAGGCUCAUCUUCAGACAGAAUGGGACGACGAAGCGAAGAGAGAAAAGGCACGAGUUGAAAGAAAAAGGAAACGCGACGACGAAGUUAAUGCAGAGAACGCGAGUGGCGACACGAACAGGGUGGCCAAGAAGCGCGAUACCGCAUCACCUUAG